AUGUCUUCUUCUCCUUCUUCAUCAUCAUCAUCAUCAUCUUCUUCUUCUUCUUCCGAAGAUGGCAAUGGCAAUGGCAAUGGUGCAAGAAGAGGUGGUGAUUUCGAAGGGCCAACUUUGAGGCGUAGACGUGCCAAUAAUGAAAUAUGGCCAGGGCCUUUUGUUGAAGCUGUGGUUCAAGUCGCCAUUGAUGCUUAUCGUUCUCUUGCCCUUGCUGCUGCUGCUGCACUGGCCAAUGUGUUUCAGGCGCUUCUGCAGUUGUUACCCCGGUCAAGCAAUAAUAAAUCUCAUUGCAGGAGCAAGUUAAUGGAAAGCUUUGGAUGGGAUCAGUCAAAGCCAGCAUGUGCAAUGCCGAAAAGCACAUGGAGCCCAAUGCUGGGUAUUUUUAAACUGAUGUCUCCUGUUCAUCUGGAUAAGGUUUGUUCCACGUGGCAAGCUACCUCUCGCUCUGAUCCACUGUGGCACCGUCUCACCAGCGUUAUAUGGGGCCGGACCCAUCGCAUGCACGCUACGUGGCGUGAGGAAUACAUUUACCGUCAUCAAACGGCUCAGAAUUUUCGUGCUGGGAGAUCACUUCACGAGACCCUCCACUUCGAUCCAUCCGACGUGGACACCCCAGAUGGGCUGACGUGCCGUUGCCUUACCCUCUCUGACACCCACCUUGCUUGCGGCUUCGCUGAUGGCACCGUCCGCCUCUUCGAUCUCGCCACCCGCCUACACGUCAGUACCUUCCGUCCCCACCACCGCGACCGCUUCGGCCGCUUCUCACGCGCGGUAUCCGGCAUUGUGAUUACCGACCCCAGGCUCAUUUUCGCCACCCUGGAUGGCGACAUCCACGUUGCGGUCAUAGACGGGGAGCCCCAUGCGCGCAGCCACAUGGGUAACGUUUUGGACGAUGGUGCCUUGGUGGACUUCACCGGUUGUGAGCGCUGGUGGGUGGGCCUUUAUGCAGGGGUCCCGGGCCGGGCUUUCCACAUUUGGGAUGGUAACACUGAAGAGCUAGUUUACGUGAACACCACUUUGACUGACCCAGGAGCCGUAAUGGGGUGGCACAUGUUGACUGAGUUGACUGAAACCAUAGGCCGAGUCAGGGUGACGAGUCAGGAAUCGGCCGUGGCAUGUACGAGUUUGAGGUACAUGGUUUUGGACUUGAGAAAUCCGGAGUUUCCAUUGCAUGACCAACAGUCUAGGAGAGAACUUACAGUGACUUCUUUCGAUGCCAACGACGAGGCGUUCAUUACGGUGGACAGCCGUGGAUGGGCUAUCGUGCGCCGGGUGGAUACGUUGGAGGAGGUGUGUAGGUUUAACACGGGGGAGAGAAACGUCAUGGGGUGCAUGAACUUAGGAUACGCGCUAAUGUGCGCCGGGGUGUAAUAAGGGUGUGGAGAUAGAGCAUGAGAAUGGUGGCGACGCUUGUAUAGUUUCAGCGAGAACGUUGGGGAUGUCAACGCGAUGGUGUCAGAUGAAAGGCACGUGGCGGCAGCGAGUGGUGACACGACGAUACACUUGUGGGAUUUCGGUGCACAGUAG
Molecule: messenger RNA, 1527 nt
Organism: Theobroma umbraticum
Lineage: Eukaryota; Viridiplantae; Streptophyta; Magnoliopsida; Malvales; Malvaceae
Source: RefSeq, a predicted model, not a curated record